CACAUCCCAGCACACUGAAAGGUCUGUGUGUGUGACCGUGAUUCCCUAUCCGGUAGCUUAUUGAAAACUUGUUAGAGCUUCGCCCAAACCUGUAGUUGCUGCGUGGCCUACCUUCACUUCUCUCAUUGAGGAUGGCGCUUGCUAAAUAGGCCAGGCAACCAUCACCUACCUCCUCCUUGAUUUCUUUUUGAAUCGGAGCUGCCUCUGCCUCUGAAGUCUCUUCGACACACACAGGACCAUGCAGAGGCUGCCCUUGUGCAGCGGCAUCGUCAUCCUGUGGUGCCUCUUUGAGCAGAGCAUUGGCAUCACCAGAAGAUAUUACAUCGGAGCAGUGGAGACAGACUGGGACUAUGUGCCUGGCAGCCGGAAGGGGGUAUUCUCCCCCACGCCAACCACUCGGUACAAGAAAGCCAUAUAUCUGGAAUACACAGAUUCUACCUUCACACAAACAAAACCCAAGCCUGCUUGGAUGGGUCUUCUGGGCCCUACCAUCCGAGCAGAAGUUCAUGACAAGGUGGUCGUAACCUUUAAGAAUCUGGCUUCCCAUCCUUUCAGCAUCCACGCCAUAGGGGUGUCCUACUGGAAAGCUUCAGAAGGGGCAGGUUAUGAUGAUGCAAGCAGCAGACCAGAGAAAGAAGAUGAUGCUGUGGAGCCUGGCCAGACUCAGACUUACGUGUGGGACAUCUUAAAAGAGCAAGGUCCAACCGGGUCUGACCCACAGUGUUUGACUUAUGCCUACUCCUCUCAUGUGGACAGUGUCAAGGACAUCAACUCUGGCUUGAUUGGGGCCCUGCUGGUUUGUCAGCCAGGGACCCUGAUGAGUGAAGGAAUUCGAAGCAUAGUGCAAGAAUUUGUGCUACUCUUUGCAGUGUUUGAUGAAGGCAAAAGCUGGUACUCUGAAUCCAACACCUUAGGAAAUGCUUUGUCCCCUGACAAGACGGCUGAGCUUCACACUAUCAAUGGAUUCAUGAAUCUCUCCCAGCCUGAUCUCAAAGUGUGCCAGAACAGACUGGUCUACUGGUAUGUCAUUAGUUUGGGCACCAAACCUGAAGUCCACUCCAUUUUCUUUGAGGGCCACACUUUCCUUGUGAGACACCAUCGGCAUACUACUCUGGACCUCUCCCCAGCCACUUUCCUCACUGCCGAGACAAUGCCCACAACCAACGGCAUAUUUCAGAUGUUCUGCCAGAUCCCAUCACACCAGCAAGCUGGCAUGGAAAUCUUAGUUACGGUAGAAGUCUGUCCAAACCUACCCAUGAAGAAGAUGAGGGUGGCAGAAGGGGACUACGUGGAUGAAGAGGACUACUAUGAAUACAGUGAGGUCGAUAUGGAAAGCACAGUGAUCCAAAUGGGUGAUUUUCCACCCAGGAUUACAGGCCGUUCCCGUGCCAAGAGGCUGCCUAUGACCUGGAAACAUUAUAUAGCAGCAGAAGAGGUUGUUUGGGACUAUGCUUCAGAUAACUCCACUUAUUUGUCCAGUGCUUACGCCAAGCAGUUUCUGGAACAUGGUCCCCAGAGGAUUGGCUCCAAGUAUAAGAAAGUCGUGUUUGUGGAGUAUGAGGAUGCGAAUUUCAAGAGGCGGAAGGCAUCGAAACCAGACCACAUGGGGAUUCUAGGGCCAAUUCUUAAAGGAGAAACCGGUGAUGAGUUUAUGAUUAUGUUCAAGAAUCUAGCCAGCCGGCCGUACAACAUUUACCCCCAUGGCAUCACCAGUGUCACUUCCUUUUACCCCAUGAGAAGCAGCAAAAAUCACAUUAUGAAGCUCUUGCCCAUUCGACCUAACCAGGUGUUCACCUACAGGUGGAAGAUAAUGCCUGAGGAUGGCCCAACCAACUCAGAUCCCCGCUGCCUGACUCGCUACUAUUACAGCUCUAUCAAGCCUGCUCGGGAUUUAGCCUCUGGGCUAAUUGGACCACUGCUGAUCUGCUUCAAAGAGACCAUGGAUCGGAGAGGGAAUCAGAUGAUGUCGGAUGAAGCAAGAUUUGUGCUGUUUUCUGUCUUCGAUGAAAACCUCAGCUGGUACUUGGAGGAGAAUAUCAACCAAUCCUGUGCUGAUGCAGCCAAUGUCAACCCCCAGGAUCCUGAGUUCUAUGCUUCCAAUGUUAUGCACAGUAUAAAUGGCUAUGUUUUUGAUAAUCUGCACCUCAAGAUUUGCCAAAACGAAGUUGUGUAUUGGUACAUCCUGAGUGUAGGUUCCCAGACUGAGUUUCUGUCCGUCUUCUUCUCCGGGAAUACUUUUCAGCACAACACAGUCUUUGAAGAGACCCUCACGCUCUUUCCCCUAUCUGGAGAGACUGUCUUCAUGUCCAUGGAGAAACCAGGCACAUGGAUAUUGGGAUGCUUGAACCCAGACUUCAGGAGGCAAGGAAUGAGAGCCACGUUCACUGUUUCCAAGUGCUCCAAUGAAAUGGAGUAUGAUUACUCUUAUGAAUUAAUACCAGAAGGUGAACUAAAUGAAGCCAAUGUCUUGCAACCAAGAGGCUUCCACAGGAAAAACAGACCUGUCCAGCCUUGCCUAAAGAAGCAUGGAGAUGCAGAUAAUGAAAUGCAGAAGACCAACCACCAUUUGCCUCCUUGCCGUGAAGCCAAUGAGCUUCUUAAAUUAAACAAGAAAAAUAAUCCUACUGACUUGCCGUUGCCUCCUGGGGAGUCCUUAUAUCAAGAUAACAUUUCUUUACCUUCUUCCCAAGACAACCUCGUUAAGCCCACUGAUGCCUUUCCAGCAGAAGAAGAACCAUCAGCUAUAGUCAAGCAAAGUUUCCAACAACAUUCUUUCACAGGAAACGCUUCUCUCUCGUGGGAAGAGUCUCAUCUUAAUGAGAGUGCAUUAGAAACUGCAACCAGUCUGGGUAACGAGACUCUUCCCUUUGGGACAUUCAGCCCACUUGAAGGAGCUGGGAUGGUCCGAGAGAAAUCAGAUAAACAGGAGGCAGUGGAGAUCAUGAAACCUCAUUCAGCCCCUCCAUUGGAAAAGGUGGAGGCAAUUCCUGAAGACCAUGUUACCAGCAUUCAGUCAAAGGGGUUGCAGGAUGCGAUGGGCCUUGCAGAAAGACUGCAAAAUGAAGUAUAUCCAGAUUCCAGAUUUUCUGAAAGAGCUUCGCUUGAAGAUGUAAACACAGUUGAAGGACAGAACACUGUAUCAUUGAUGCCAGAUACAACGUUGAAUGAGAAAGUAGGACUGCAAAUAUCCUAUAUGGAUAAGGGCACUUUAUUUAACAUUAGUACCUCUGCAUCAUUAGAUGACUUGAAAAAUAAGCCACUUAUUCAGCACAUGUCACUGGACAGUCAAAACACUAGUCCACCAAGAUUAGAAAGUAACCCUGGAGCUGAAAACAUGGUGUCACAGAGCUAUGGCACAACCUUUCAAGCUUCUACAAGCUACUCACCUCAUAAGGCAACCAUCCAAGGGAAUGAAUCAUUUACAUCAAGAGAAUCAUUGCAUACUAGAAAAAAAGGAGUUGAGCAAUCCACUGCAACUAUAGGAAGUCAAGGCCCUUUUACAUCUGUAAGUGAAGACUUCCUUCAUGACAAAAUUAGUGCACGUAUAGCCUCUCAUGACAAAGCGCAUGAGCCAACGCCUCCAGCAAAGCGUUUUCAGGGUCAUGAGGCAGAGAUGGUUGACACAGCUACUAGAGGCCCAGAUAAUUUGAAUGAACAUGCUUCUUUAUUUGCACAGAAUGGUGAGCAAGUGGCUCCAAACAGAUUGACUAGCAACCCAAGUAUUCUAGAGAAGUUUGACUAUACUAAUGACAUUCUGGAGAGUAAUGAUAGACUCUCUACACAUCCAUUUCACACUAGUCAAAGACCAGGUGGCUCAGCACUCCAAGAAAGUUUCCAAGAAACCAGCCAAAAUAAAGAUUUUGGGGGGGAAGAGAAUAAAGCUUUGCUCAUUGUUGAUGCCACCACCAACAGAAUCUGGAACCCAAAUUCCCAUGGAUUGCUGGGUAGUUUGUUGCUUCCUCAAACAGGUUUAUCAGAAAAAGAGGGUGCUUUUCAUCAAGGGGAGUCACCUCCAUCACAGAUAGUUGACCUGGAAAAUGACACAAAUUCUAAAGAGUUUGUAAGAAAGGGGGAGAGAAUGCUACAACCAGAACCAGACAUUCAGAGCCAUGAAAAGUCAUCAGAUGGGAUGAGGUUGCAGCCCUGCCAUCUGGGUCCUCAUGGAUGUGGUGGUCACUUGGAGAAGAGGUCUCUGAAAUCAUAUCGGGCCACGUUGGAAGAAAGACAUGCUGUAGCAGCAAGGGAAAUGAAGAGUUCUGGAAAACCUAAAGAAAGAGCUCAGGCUUUGCUCAAUGGUAACUUCUUCAAGUUAAACAAUAAGGCCAAGGCUUCUAUAAUAAAGGCACCUUUGACAGAUGGCGCUACAAGAAACCAACAAGCAACCACACUUGGCAAGACAACUGCUUCAUCUUCUCUGUUCACCUCAGUCCAGUCCAGUCCAGCCCCGCACUCCCUGAACUUUCUGGAUUCCCAACAGACUUGGAGAGGAGCCAGUUUGUCUCACGAAGUGGAGGGUGCAGGGGAUGCAGCUGACACCAUUUCUGGUUAUCCCAGAACUCUUGGGCACAGUAGUAUGAAAGCCAAAUCUGGACUGGCCCCCACCGUCUUUGCAGGAGGACAAAUCAAAGGUGCCGGCUCUGUUCUCCAUAAGACCACCAGGCAGACAAAUGAGGCUGGACUCCCUACAACACCAGAGGUUCCUGUUAUGACUCACAGUGAUCCAGAAACUUUUUUGCACUUACAGCUAGGGGAGUCUAGCAUAGAUCAAGGGCAAAUGUUAAGGAAUGAAUUCCUGAAGGCUGCCAUAAAAAGGGAGAAGACUGAAAAUUCUGAAAGAUGGGCCUCAGCAGAAAACGACCUGGACUCUCAAGGUCACCUAACUGUCAAUCUUCCCAUUCAAGAGGAGCUGUGGGAGGAAGGAAAGGAAAUCCAUAGCGAAGGAAGGGACAUUCAUUCCACAAGUGGCAAUAUUCAAAAAUUUGAAAGGAGGAAAAGAGUAGAAGAAAUUGGAGCCCCAGUGCAUGGAUUCAGCAAAGGUGAGAGUCGGACCUCAGGAGCCAACGUCCAUAUGGAGGUCUCCAUGGCACCGACUGGCCUCAAAGGAUCUAUGGUGACAAACUCCUCAAAGACUCUGAAUCGAGCAUCUGACUAUGAUGAUUACACCAAUUCUGAGGACAAGCAAGAAUUUGAUAUAUAUGGGGAAGAUGACCAGGAUCCACGUACUUUCACUGGCAAAGUCCGACAGUAUUUCAUUGCUGCAGUGGAGGUGAUGUGGGAUUAUGGGAACCAUACAUCUUCACCAUAUCUAAGAGACAAGAAUCUGAAUAACAGCUGGAAGAAGACAUCCAGGCAGUACAAGAAAGUAGUUUACCGAGAGUACCUGGACAGCUCUUUCACGCAGCCACAGGUCCGUGGAGAAUUGGAAGAACACUUGGGCAUCUUGGGACCAUACAUCCGAGCACAGGUUGAUGAUGUCAUCAUGGUGACGUUCAAGAAUCUGGCUUCCCGCCCGUAUUCAUUCCAUUCUAACCUGCUGCCCUACGAAGGAAAUGGGGAGGAAGUAGAGCAGCCCAUCCAGGACUCUGUGCAGCCGGGCGAGGUCCGAGAUUACUCCAUCAAGGUGUUGUCACACAUGGCUCCUACAGUCAAUGAGUUUGACUGCAAGGCAUGGGCAUAUUUCUCCAGUAUUAGCCUGGAGAAAGACCUACACUCUGGUCUUGUUGGACCUCUGAUUAUCUGCCAGCCUGGAGUACUGAGCACAGCAUACAGAAGGCAGCUGGCUGUCCAGGAAUUCUCCCUGCUCUUCACCAUCUUUGAUGAGACCAAGAGCUGGUAUUUUGCUGAGAACCUUGAGAGGAACUGUCCUUAUCCCUGCCACAUCCAGAUGGAUGAUCCUGCCUUUAAAGCAAGCAAUUCUUUCUAUGCUAUCAAUGGUUAUGUCAGAGACAGUCUACCAGGACUAGUGAUGGGUCAGCACCAGAGGGUGCGGUGGUAUCUGUUGAAUGUGGGUGGUGCCAAAGACAUCCACUCUGUCCACUUCCAUGGGCAAGUCUUUACCAUCCGAACGGCCCAGGAGUACCGCAUAGGAGUCUACAACCUCUAUCCUGGUGCCUUUGAGACAGUGGAAAUGAGCCCAUCCCACCCUGGGAUUUGGCAGGUGGAAUGUUUGGUUGGUGAGCAUGAGCAGGCUGGGAUGAGUGCCUUCUUCCUAGUGUAUGACCAACGGUGUCAAAUUCCUCUGGGCCUAGCUUCUGGCUACAUUGCAGACUCGCAGAUCACAGCUUCAAAACACUAUGGUCAAUGGGUCCCCAGUCUGGCCAGGCUUGACAAAUCUGGUUCAAUCAAUGCCUGGAGUACUGCAGAAAAGAACGCUUGGAUCCAGGUAGACCUGCUACGACAACAGAUCAUCCAUGGGAUAAAGACACAAGGAGCGCGGCAGAAGUUCUCCAGCCUCUACAUCUCCCAGUUUGAGAUAUUCUACAGUAAUGAUGGAGAGAAAUGGAAGUGUUAUAAAGGCAAUGCCACCAGCUCCAAGAUGAUAUUCUUUGGGAAUGUGGAUGCAGCAGGCGUGAGAGACAACAGCUUUAACCCUCCCAUUGUAGCCCGCUAUAUCCGUCUCCACCCGACACACUUCAGCAUCCGCAACACAUUGCGCAUGGAGCUCAUCGGAUGCGACCUGAACAGCUGCUCUAUGCCACUAGGAAUGGAAAGCAAUGCUAUAUCCAAUGAGCAGGUCUCAGCUUCUUCCUACAUCAGCAAUGUGCUUUACACUUGGUCCCCCUUUCUGGCCCGGCUUAACUUGAAUGGGAGAGUCAAUGCUUGGAGACCAAAGGUUGACAGCUCAGCAGAGUGGCUUCAGGUGAAUUUCCGUAAGACCAUGCGGGUGACUGGGUUGAUGACUCAAGGUGCGAAGUCUGCCUUCACCAAAAUGUUCGUGAAGGAAUUUUCUCUUUCGAGCAGCCUGGAUGGCAAGCGCUGGGCCUCCGUCCUACAAGGAGGGAAAGAGAAGAUUUUCCAGGGAAAUCAAGAUCAUUUCAGCCCAGUGGUGAACCUCCUAGACCCUCCGCUAUUUGCUCAAUAUUUGAGGAUACACCCUGUCCACUGGAAUAACCACAUUGCACUGAGGAUGGAGUUUUUGGGCUGCGACACCCAGCAGAUGGCCUAGUCAGGAUGCACCUGCAUUUUUGCCAAUGCAGCGAACUUUCAGCAGCCCUUGUGCAAGCCACCCACGCCAUGCCAGCUGGAACAAGUUUAUAUCAGUGACAUUUGAGCAAAAUGAUUUCUGUCACCCAUAUAUUUUUGAUAAUGUUUUUGUAGCGUAAGAAACAAAUUAAAAAUCAUUGUAAGAUUCAUGCUUCUGCACCGAUUACUGAAAAGAUAUUGUUUCUUGCAAUACAUACCUGCAUCAUGGUUCUUAGGG
This is a messenger RNA of Lacerta agilis (Sand lizard), 7420 nucleotides long. RefSeq names its product coagulation factor VIII (gene F8). Bases 239 to 7165 code for a protein of 2308 amino acids. The record is from RefSeq and is a predicted model, not a curated record. Lineage: Eukaryota; Metazoa; Chordata; Lepidosauria; Squamata; Lacertidae. The transcript has 26 exons. Gene Ontology annotation, molecular function: oxidoreductase activity; copper ion binding.